Lytechinus variegatus (green sea urchin) is the source of this 1466-nucleotide messenger RNA. RefSeq lists its product as uncharacterized. The transcript has 2 exons. Gene Ontology annotation, cellular component: ribonucleoprotein complex. The record is from RefSeq and is a predicted model, not a curated record. The coding region runs from base 456 to 1247 and encodes 263 amino acids. Gene Ontology annotation, molecular function: single-stranded RNA binding. NCBI's taxonomy places the organism in Eukaryota, Metazoa, Echinodermata, Echinoidea, Temnopleuroida, Toxopneustidae. Gene Ontology annotation, biological process: retrotransposition.
CAAUUAUUCAUGGUCAUGAUUAAUUAAAUAAAAAAUAAAAAACUUUACUCAUUUAAGAAAAAGAAUAUUACUAUAUUUACUUAUCAUUUUUACAAACAUUGAAAUAAAGUUUGACAAUUUUGACAAUUUUGUCAUAUGUUCGUUCACGAUCGAUUCAUUUUCGGAGCUAUAUCACUCGUUACAGAUUCACGUUCGAUUCAUUUACCAAGAGAUAUCUCACUCUUUACAGAGACGUUUUUCAGGGCAAUUGUGCGAGACUUAUACAGAGUGCGGGGAGAAGUAUGUUCUGAGAAGUAUGUUCUGAUUUUACUCUACUAGCAGUCAUAGCCGGUGUUUAUAUAGAAAUUUGAGUAACCAGGUGUAUAACCAGCUCUAGGAAUAUACAUGUGACCAGUGGAAUCGCCGAAAAGGUGGAUUCUGAAGCGAUUUUAAUGUUGUAAUUUUAAUAAGCGAUCAUGGUCGUUACACGGCGUUCAGAACAAGUAGACUCAACGGAUAAUCCAGCCGCACCCAUAGGGCUCGACUCGGGUAAACCAGAAGGUCUAGGUGAGAGGGCACAACAAAAGGCAACCACUAAAAGCCAAAGGAUUGAUGAACUUAAUUCUAUUGUGGAGGCUAUUGUGCAAGCAUUCAGUGACAAACGACUUGUAGAAGAGCGAUUAGCUCCCGCUCUGGGACCUGUGCUAGCCCCUGCUUUGCAUAGCUGUUUCAUGAUGGAGCUUCAGAAGAGAGAUACCAAAAUUCAGCAACUGGAAUCAAAGUUAUUGAAAGCCGAAGCCCGUGUAGAAGACCUUGAACAGUAUUCAAGAAGAAACUGCCUCGUCAUACAUGGAAUCAAAGAGAAUAUCAACGAGGAUACCGACCAAAUCAUCAGCAAACUUGGUAAGGAGAAACUCGACGUCGACAUCACUCCGGACAACAUCGACCGAUCACAUCGAAUAGGAGUCCGCGGAAGAGUUGAUAGAAAUGGACAUCCAAUCCAUCGACCCAUCAUUGCAAAGUUUACAACAUAUGGACCAAGAUCGCGUAUCUACGAGGCAAGAUCAAAGCUCAAAUCAACCAGCAUUUACAUCCAUGAGAAUCUGACUAGUGAAAGACAAAAGCUGCUGAGGAAGGUGAAAGAGAAGUACCCUACCCCGAACAAAAUUUGGACUCAAGAUGGAAAGAUCAAAGUGAAAACGACAUCAAACAACAAGAUAGUAAUAUCAUCUGAAUCUGAUUGGGAAAAACAUAAACAGAGCACCUGAAAGUACAUGUGAACUCUACACAAUAGUUACUAGGAACGCUCAAGUUGUCGGCACUAUAAGAACAUGAAGAAUGUAAACAAACCGGCGUCUGCAUUGUAAGUUUCGUAAUCUACAUCUCUUUUGAACUCUUGAACUAGUGCGUUUCCGCAUUUCUAUGUGUAUUAUGUAACCUUAUUUGUGUAUGUGUUUGUUAUGAAGUGCAAUGUAUGUUUAAAAACA